This is a messenger RNA of Juglans regia (Persian walnut), 1860 nucleotides long. RefSeq names its product S-type anion channel SLAH2-like. The record is from RefSeq and is a predicted model, not a curated record. Gene Ontology annotation, biological process: transmembrane transport; intracellular monoatomic ion homeostasis. Gene Ontology annotation, molecular function: voltage-gated monoatomic anion channel activity. Gene Ontology annotation, cellular component: membrane. NCBI's taxonomy places the organism in Eukaryota, Viridiplantae, Streptophyta, Magnoliopsida, Fagales, Juglandaceae.
AUGGAAAACGACGUACAUCAGGGUUCUGCACAGGAGAAUUCCUCUGAAGUUCCUUCUCUCAUCAAGUAUAUAUCAUCAAAUAAAGUGGCCGGCUUUGACGACGCUAGCUCGGCAAGCUUGAUCAAUAUCAAUGAUCAGUCAACUGAAUCUCAAUCUCUCAGUUCAUCUGCCACUGGAACUGAAAUAACUAAUUUUGAUAACCAGGGCGAUGAAACUGAACCCAUCUACCAUCAUAAAAGGGUGGAGUCUAUUUCUAUCAGCAUGCCUUCAUCUCCAGUGGGAGUUCACUUACAGACUCCAAGAAGAGUUAUCUUCAGUGGCGAAACCAUUUUUAAGCGUGGGAUUCCAGAUCAUGAUUCUCGUGUAUCCAAGACUGAACCACUAAAACCGCCAAAACAUCAUUUUCAACCAAUUCUAAGAGGCGCUGCAUAUGAUAAGUCAAUCAAUGAUGGACAAAUAUUUGCCUAUCACCAAAAUAUUAGAAGGUUGAAGGACAAGAGAUAUGAUUCUUUCAAAACAUGGUCUGGGAGACUUGAAAGGCAGAUCACACUACUGCGUGGAAAGCCAACACUAGAUUCUAGACCCGACGAUGAUACAGUGCAGAGUAGAGAAGUUGAGAGAAAUUUACCUGUGGACCGCUACUUCGAUGCCUUGGAAGGGCCAGAGCUGGAAACCCUGAAGGCUUCAGAGGAAAUGGUGCUUCCUCAUGACAAGAUAUGGCCGUUUCUUCUACGUUAUCCUAUCUCUUCAUUUGGUAUCUGUCUUGGCGUUAGCAGCCAGGCAAUUAUGUGGAAAGCCCUGGCCACCUCUUCCUCCACAAAAUUUCUUCACAUAAGCCUGACAGUAAAUCUCGUUUUAUGGUGCAUUUCUAUUGCUCUUAUAGCCACUGUUACUUCCAUCUACCUUUUAAAAGUAAUUGUCUACUUCGAAGCAGUUCGGCGUGAAUACUACCACCCUAUCCGUAUCAACUUCUUCUUUGCCCCAUGGAUAUCCCUAUUGUUCUUAGCUCUUGGAGUGCCGCCUCUAGUUGCUAACAACCUGCCUUCAGCUCUUUGGUAUGUUCUCAUGGCACCAAUAUUCUGUCUUGAGCUUAAGAUCUAUGGACAGUGGAUGUCAGGAGGCCAAAGGAGGCUAUCGAAGGUCGCAAAUCCUUCAAACCAUCUUUCUGUAGUUGGAAAUUUUGUUGGUGCAUUACUGGGUGCAUCAAUGGGGCUAAAAGAAGGUCCUAUCUUCUUCUUUGCCAUUGGUUUGGCUCACUACGCGGUCCUAUUUGUAACUCUCUACCAGAGACUUCCAACAAAUGAUACACUCCCGAAAGAGCUUCAUCCGGUAUUCUUUCUGUUUGUGGCAGCACCAAGCGUUGCUUCAAUGGCAUGGGCAAAGAUUCAAGGCACCUUUGAUUAUGGUUCACGGAUUGCUUACUUCAUCUCCCUGUUCCUUUAUUUCUCACUGGCAGUUCGGCUCAAUUUCUUCAGAGGGUUCAAGUUCUCAAUAGCAUGGUGGGCCUACACUUUCCCAAUGACUGGUGCUGCCAUUGCAACCAUCAGGUACUCAAAUGAAGUCAAAAGUAUCUUGACCCAAGCUCUAUCUGUCAUACUCUCUUCCGCUGCUACGCUUACAGUGACGGGCCUGCUUAUAACAACCAUUUUGCAUGCCUUUGUUCUACGAGACCUUUUCCCUAAUGACAUUGCCAUUGCCAUCAGUGACAAAAGGCCAAAAACAAUGAGAAAGUGGUUCCAUCUAAGACGUAGUAGCUCAGAUUCCAGAGAUGUAGAGAAUUUCUUAAAAUUUUCAGGCUCAAAUAGCAACGAUUUAGAAGCCUCUCUAAAAUCUUCAAGCUCUCAACGUAGAGAAUCUUAA